Messenger RNA from Aspergillus terreus NIH2624, 528 nucleotides. Its product is annotated as TRAPP subunit BET5. Gene Ontology annotation, biological process: endoplasmic reticulum to Golgi vesicle-mediated transport. Lineage: Eukaryota; Fungi; Ascomycota; Eurotiomycetes; Eurotiales; Aspergillaceae. The coding region runs from base 1 to 528 and encodes 175 amino acids. The transcript is spliced from 4 exons. Gene Ontology annotation, cellular component: TRAPP complex. The record is from RefSeq and is a predicted model, not a curated record.
AUGGUCGUCUACUCCUUUUACAUCUUCGACCGCCAUGCGGAGUGUAUCUACAAGCGUCGCUGGCUUCCUCGUCCGUCGUCCAUUGCCGGCAAAUCAUCGCGUCCCACUUCAGAGAUCGCGGGUCCUCAGGGUGGAAUGCCGGCCGCCUUGGGGGAAACCGCUCGAACCACCGACGACGAUGCCAAGCUGAUAUUUGGCACAGUGUUCUCGCUGCGGAACAUGGUACGCAAAUUGGGAGGGGAGGAUGACAGCUUUGUAACAUAUCGCACCAGCCAAUACAGGCUCCACUAUUAUGAGACGCCGACCAACAUCAAGUUCGUCAUGCUUACCGACGUGAAGAGUCCAAGCAUGCGGGUGGCCUUGCAGCAGAUAUACAUCAAUCUUUAUGUUGAAUACGUUGUUAAGAAUCCCUUGUCUCCAAUUGAGCACCCCGGUGGUGUAGGAGUGAACAAUGAACUUUUCGAAGAGUCUUUGGAGCAAUUUGUGGUAUGCUGUCGAGUUUCCCUUGUCGGGAUUGCGUCUAAUUAA